This is a messenger RNA of Oikopleura dioica, 1293 nucleotides long. NCBI's taxonomy places the organism in Eukaryota, Metazoa, Chordata, Appendicularia, Copelata, Oikopleuridae. The record is from the annotation of a GenBank genome assembly.
AUGAAUACGAAAGAUUGGAAUAUUUUCAUUCUCGGGCUUGGAUUUUUUCUUGUUUAUACAGGCUAUUUGACGAUUGUUGGAUGCUCAGAGACAAUUCUCCGAUCGUACAGAAAUCGAACUGGAGAGACAGAUGUUAAUGGCUUUGUUUCACUGGCCCUAUAUUCUUCUACGAACAGCAUCAUGUCAAUUUUCUCCCCAGUCUUGAUGAGCCUGAUGAGUCGAAAAUAUCUCAUGCUCCUUGGCGGCGUCAUCACUGCCUGCUACUGCGCUGUCUUCAUCAAACCAAUUCCAGCCCUCCUUUAUGUCUUUUCCGCCCUCUCCGGUUGCGGCGCCGCAUUUCUUUGGAUCGGCCGCGGUUCGGAAUUUGUCAUAAAUUCGACGAAAAAGACGCUUCACAGAAACGCCUCGAUCUUUUUCGCAAUGUACAUGAGCGGCUCUUUCGGAGGAAAUAUCUACGUUUUCUACGCUUGGAAAGGAAGGACGAUCAUUGAUCAAUCGGAGCAGAAUCUUCUCGCGAUUAUUAUGUCUGGAAUCACGCUGCUAGGAGCAUUGUCGUUUCUGCUCCUGAAAAAUAAUGAAGAAGGAAAGGUUGUGAAGCAAAAGGAUGUUGGGGAAGAGCUUAGGACUUAUCUAUUCAGUGCUUGGGAAAUGGCCAAGAACAAGGAUGUGCUCUUGCUGAUGCCGCUCAUGGCCGAAAUCGGGAUUUUGAUCUGUUUCUAUUCGAUUGUUCUCCCAACUUGUGUUGGAACCACACCAGAUUUGCCCGAUUCAAAGUCCCUAAUGGGCUUGGCAGUCUUGAUGGUCGGAGUGGGAGAACUCUUGGCGACGUUUGUUCAAGUUCUUCAUUCAAAACAUUUCAUCCAGCUGGGAUCAGCCUUCUGUCUCCUGAUCUACUCCCUGAUCACUUUCUACCUGACCUUUCCAGAUACCUGCACUCUCCACGCAACAACAACUCCAGGGAUCAUUUCGCCUCAAAAAUAUUCAAUUUUGAUUUCCGCCCUUGCGAUUGGGUAUUUUGACUGCACGACUCAAGUCGCCAUGAAUCGAGCUAUCGGUUCAUGCUUCAAGGCAGAGUGGGAAACAGCUGGAGCAUAUGUCUGGGUCGGAAUCUUGCUUGCUGGUUCUGUUGGAGUUGCCUCUCUCUAUGCUACUGUACUGACGCUUUCUGUUCAAAUUAUCAUCCUGCUUGUGUUCGUGCUUUUAGCUCUAAUUUGCCUUGUAAAGCUUGAAAUGGAGUACACUGCAAGAAGAACAAGGCAUAAUACUCAAUGCAGCUUAGAAAAACCUGAAUAA